AUGGAAGUUUUAGUUCAAGCAGCAGAGACAUCAAGUGCAAACAUGCAAAUUGCAGUUUCAGUGCAAGCAGAGACAGUAGCAGAAUUGACAGAUUCAGACUUUAGUGAUAGUGAUUUCAGCAUUGAUGAGGGAGAUGAUGAUCUGUUUGAUGAAUACAUUGAUUUUGGUGUGGAUGAAGAGGAGCAAGAAGAGAUAGAUGAUGAGCCUGAAUAUGUACUUGAGGAUGAGGACCUUGAUUUGUCAAGAGAAGAAGAAGAAAACCUGAAAUACAAGUUUAGUGCUUUCAAUGCAAAGGUGGACAUGGACUCUCCUAUAUUCAGAGUAGGCAUGGUCUUUGCAGACGUGAAGCAACUGAGGCAAGCUCUGAAUGCAUAUUCAAUAAAGAAUAGAGUUGAGAUCAGGAAGAUAAAGAAUGAAAAAACCAUAUUGGAGGCAAUGUGCAAGCCUGGUUGUCCAUGGCUUCUUAAAGCUGGAUUGGACAAUAGGACAAGAGGCUUUGUCAUAAAGGUUUAUGCCGCAGUCCACAAGUGUCAGAAGGCAUGGGAGUUGAAAGCACUGACAUCCAAUUUCCUUACAAAAUUUUUCAUUGAUGAAUUCAGGGAUGACCAAAAGAUGGGCCUUGGCACAUUUUCAAGGAAGGUUACAAAUGAGCUUCACAUUACUGUCAACAGAUGGAAGUUAGCUAGGGCUAGGAAACAAGCUCUGAAGAUAAUUCAUGGGGAUGAGGAUGAACAGUUUAGUAAGUUGUGGGACUAUGGUCAGGAACUGGGGACAUGUAACCCUGGCUCCACAUUUCUUGUGUCUACUCAUGUUGUGACAAAUGAACAGUACCCAAUGGGCAGAAAAUGUUUGAAAUUAGUGUAUUGGUCUUAUGAUGCUUGCAAAAGAGGUUGGCUUCAGGGAUACAUGCCUAUUAUAUUUGCUGAUGGGUGUCAUAUGAAGACCAAGUACAAAGGGGUGUUGCUGACUGCUGUUGGCAUAGAUCCUAAUGACUGCAUAUUCCCUCUGGCCGUGGGUUGGGUUGAAGUUGAGUGUACUAGUGCUUGGGAAUGGUUUUUAACCACUCUUAGAGAUGAUCUUAAUAUCAUAAACACUUCACCUUUCACAGUCAUGAGUGACAAGCAGAAGGGAUUAAUAAAUGCAGUGAUAAAAGUGUGGCCAGAUGCAGAACACAGGUUUUGUGUGAGGCACAUUUAUCAAAACUUCCAUGAGAAGCACAAAGGAUAA
Molecule: messenger RNA, 1227 nt
Organism: Aegilops tauschii subsp. strangulata
Lineage: Eukaryota; Viridiplantae; Streptophyta; Magnoliopsida; Poales; Poaceae
Biological process (GO): DNA transposition
Molecular function (GO): transposase activity; DNA binding
Source: RefSeq, a predicted model, not a curated record